This is a messenger RNA of Rhizophagus irregularis DAOM 181602=DAOM 197198, 762 nucleotides long. The record is from RefSeq and is a predicted model, not a curated record. NCBI's taxonomy places the organism in Eukaryota, Fungi, Glomeromycota, Glomeromycetes, Glomerales, Glomeraceae.
UUUUAUUUGAAAGUAUAUUGGUAUGAAAGAGUUUCGAAUGUGGAUAAUAAAGGGAAAACAGAAGAAGAAAUUAUAGAUAUGGAGGAUAAAGAAAUAGAAAAAAUGGAACGUAAUAGAGAAGCGGGAGAGGAAAUGGCAAAGAACGGUAUCAUGGAAAUGAAAGAAAAAAUAAUUCAAAAGAAAGAUAUUAUUGAAAAAGCUAAUGCGGUAAGACGCGCUUGUAGGGCAUUAGAACAUCUAAAUAAGCGCAGAAGUUUUCUUUAUAAAGAAAUGAUAAUGUAUAUUCAACAUAUAGUCUGGAGGUUUGCUAAAUGUAAGCCUAAAGAAUUUAAAUUAUUAGACGUUCGACAUAAUAUCAUGAAAAAAUUAAUUCUUGGUGAUUGCAAUUAUCUGAUAAAACUUAUAUUAUUUGGAGAAAAAAGUAUUAAAGAUAAUAAUGGAAAUGAAAAAAAAGAGGAAUUCGUAAUCAGACAUAUACCAAGAAGUCUCCGGUUUAAUGAUAAUAGUCUAGGACUAGAAGAUAAUGAAAGGCCAGAAAAUGAUAUGGAAUUAGCAAUUUAUCGGUACAAAGGUAAAUUGAUUUUAUGACGUGGCUUUUUAUCGUUGUCAAUAACUUAACUUUAAUAUUUAUAGGUCGUGAACUUAAAGAUACUGUGGUUGUUGCUUAUCUUUUGGAGUAUUAUUCUAGUCAUGCAACAGAUUAUGCUGGUUGGAUGAGUACUGUAUCUAAGGCAUUACCUUUAUUAUUUAAAUAUAAUUACG